Molecule: messenger RNA, 1030 nt
Organism: Corythoichthys intestinalis (scribbled pipefish)
Lineage: Eukaryota; Metazoa; Chordata; Actinopteri; Syngnathiformes; Syngnathidae
Gene: ddit4
Product: DNA-damage-inducible transcript 4
Exons: 3
Coding region: 119-751 (210 amino acids)
Biological process (GO): apoptotic process; negative regulation of TOR signaling; response to hypoxia
Cellular component (GO): cytoplasm
Molecular function (GO): 14-3-3 protein binding
Source: RefSeq, a predicted model, not a curated record
CCGCAGAAUUUCGACAGCUGCUUGACGAGCACAGAAGAGCAGAAGUUGUCCGAUGCUUGCUUUUUGCAGACAAUAAAGCUUCAAAUAACCGUCGUUUGUGACUUCUCAUUUGAAGGCAAUGCAUUCGAGUGCCGUAACCGUGCAAACUGCUAGCUCGCCCCCGUCUCCGCUGGACAGCAGUCCCAGGAGGCUGUCUUGGGGCAAUCUGGUGCAAAGGCUGACCGAUAGCAUGGAGUCCAGGUCCAACAAUAGCAGCAGGAGCGACCUCUCGGACUCAGUGUCUGACAUGUCCGAGGAGGACCUCUUCAAUGACCCCACAGAGGAGGCCAUCUUGAAAGAGGUGGUGGAGCUGAUUGAGCGAAGCCUGCGAGAAGCUAAAGACUCGGCGUGCGCCCUACGCUGUGCCAAACUGCUGAUCCCCGACCGGCUCCUGGAGCGCAUCGGGGGCGAGCUGCUGCACCUGGCCACCAGCGAGCCGUGUGGCUUGCGCGGCGCGCUCGUAGACCUGUGCGUGGAGCGGGGACCGCAGUGCGAGAGUGUGGCGCAGCUCUCCGUAGACCCCUAUUUGGUGCCCACCUUUCAGCUGACUCUGGUGCUGAGGCUGGAGUCCGGCGGGUUGUGGCCAAAGAUCCAAGGACUUUUUAGCUCAAAAUCCCCCGCGGCGAGGCAAGCUAUUAAGCUUAGCACCGGGUUCCGAGUCAUCAAAAAGAAACUGUACUGUUCUGAAGAGCUGCUGAUUGAAGAAUGCUGAAGAUUGCUGAAACCUUCUAAACAAGAAGAAUGUUGCACCGGUACAAACGAAAUGUGUACCUCCGUUUCUAUGGAAACAUCCUUAAUGGCAGCUAAAGCUAUCUGAUCAUAAAAAACAUCAUUUGGCAUAACAGCUUCAAGUCAAACGUCAUUCCAUACCCAUGUGGACGCUUAUUUAUUUGAUAUUCAAAUACUCAUAUGACAUUGCACUUAGUUUGCACAUAUUUUGUUUGCUUUUUGUAUUUUCACACUCGCAAAAAAUAAAUUAUUUUUCUAACAA